This is a messenger RNA of Dromaius novaehollandiae (emu), 3297 nucleotides long. RefSeq names its product glucose-dependent insulinotropic receptor-like. Gene Ontology annotation, biological process: adenylate cyclase-activating G protein-coupled receptor signaling pathway; regulation of metabolic process. Lineage: Eukaryota; Metazoa; Chordata; Aves; Casuariiformes; Dromaiidae. Gene Ontology annotation, molecular function: G protein-coupled receptor activity. Bases 1731 to 2699 code for a protein of 322 amino acids. The record is from RefSeq and is a predicted model, not a curated record. Gene Ontology annotation, cellular component: cytoplasm; plasma membrane. The transcript has a single exon.
GGGGGGAGCUGGGGGUGUUGUGUGCCGGUGCGCUGCCGCCUCUGCUCGUUUCGGUGCGUGAUCUGGCUGAGCGGGCGGUGGUCUGCACUGCAGUGCGGAUUCGAACCUCGUUUACUCUGUUGAACAUCCACUUUCUGCCUUUCUCAUUUACACCACUGUGGUGAGAUCAGAAGAGCAAGUUAUUGAACAUGAGUAAUGUCCCUUAAUACCAUUUUCCUGGGGAUAAAGUAUUUCCUCAAGGCAGAUGCAAGCGCAACAACUGCCGUCUGCGACUGCCUAGCUACAACGGCAUGGAGCAAGCGCCUUUAAAAUGAUGUUUGCAGUGCUAUUAGCAGAGCCAUCAUGCUGCUCAUUAAUACGAGCUUGCAAAUAAUCUGUCUUUGAUGGGCAGAGUUAAAUUCCAGAUCUGUGAUAAAUACGAACUUAACGAAUAUGGUAUGUUUAUCCUGAGCCUAAUCUGACAUAACUUGGAUUUAAUUUUUUUUUUGAACUUGUUCACUGUGGAACUUCCUAUCCGUGUUGAGUUUACAGCUGUAAGGAAUGAAACCUCGUUUCACAGAAAGCGCUUGCUGCUCCACGGCCAGGCACGACGUGGGGAGCUGCCGGACAGGCGUGAGCCGAUCCCAGGUGCAGCAUUUCUGAACCUCAGAAACGCUCAGCUGCAGACCAUUUCUUACAUGCCUCAAGCCUGGGGAUGCCGUAACCGAAGCACGUGUUCAGGGUCUAACCGAACGGUGCCCUGCACAACGCCGGGCUGGGCUGCAGGUGCAGGGAGGACGAGGCCGUGCAUGGAAGAGGCAGGCGAUGCCUUGUUGGAGCGAUGCGUCCCCGUGGCACGGGCGGUCGCGGGGCCCCUGGGAUGGGCUCCUGGCUCCCGAACCGCCAGAGCGCGGCGUGAGGCAGGUAACGGGGCAGCGGCCCUGGGGUCGGCCCUAGCUGGAGAGGGUCUCCCGCCCGACGAUGACGCAGCCAGGGCCUGGGCUGGGUCAGGGCCGGGGCCGGGCCUCGCGCCCGCGGGCUGUUUUGGAAGCUGGUGCUACCCGGUGAAGAGAGAUCCCCCAAAGCCCUCCCCGCAGGAGAGGCGGCGCUCCAAGGAAACCCCGGUAUUUGGUUGCUGCGCCUGGUGCACGGCCUCGCGCGCUCGGGUGCUGGGGAGGUGCUCGCUGGACAAACGUGGACCCAUCUGUCGCAGGCACGUGUGACGGGUGCCACCGCUUGCGCUGGCUGCAGAUACCCCCGGCAGCUGCAGCUUCUCGCUGCUUUGUUUGGUGAAGCCGUUCCUUAUCUCCCUGCGUCAAAGGCACGCUUGGAGCCGGCGGACCCGGCGGCCGCCAACCCGCGCUCCUCCCCCCACGCGAGCGCAUUCAGCUUUAGCCCCUGCUGAACGCGGCGGCGGACUUUGUCUCUUCUGCAUCUCUCAGUGCAUCUGUGCAGGUGUAGGGGAAAAUCAGAUGGGAAGCAGGGAGACUGGAAGUGCUGGAAAAACCACUGGAGACUCAGCAGCUGGGAAGGUCCCGGAGGUCUCCUGGGAUGGAUGAAGUGCCUCUUAAAGGAUGGACUUAAGCAUUGCUGGUCUCCGUGUGCAGCCGAAGGGUCCGAGGGCGUUUCCAUCCCAUUCCUGCAUCUCGGCUACGCAUCUCCUCAUGGCAGGGUUUCUCUGCAGUGCGCAGUCUGCUUUCCUGGGCAUCUCUUGGAGCUGAUGCGUUUUUCAGCCCUCUUCACUGAGGAAAAUGGUCAACCUCCUGUAUGCAGUGCUGCACUCCCUCCUGAGCUGUCUCAUCCCCCCGGCCAACCUGCUGGUUAUUGUGGCCGUGUAUAGGCUGAUGAGGAAGCAGCCCGGCACGGGCUACAUCUACAUCCUCAACCUGGCCACCGCUGACCUGCUGGUGGGAGUCACGUGCGUCGCCGAGGCACUGGAUGACAUCCUCGAUGGGGACUUCGACCGCAGCAAGUCCUUCUGCCUCCUGCGCGUCGCCAUGAGCAUGACGCCCUGCAUCGGCUCCAUCCUCACCUUGCUCUUGAUCUCCCUGGACAGGUACCUGGCAGUGAGGCUGCCGCUCUCCUAUCCCACCCUCCUAAAGAAGACGCCCGUGGUCCUCUCCCUCGUUCUCCUCUGGGUGGUCUCUUUCCUUUUUGGGCACUUGCCUUUGAUUUUGCCCCCGCUCCAGCAAAGCAACUACACAGGUUACUGCGGGCUGCUGUACGCAGCCAGGAGCGAGUACCUGUACGCGCUGUGCUUCGGCGUCUUUUCUCCGGUGCUGCUGGCGCUGGUGUACCUGCACGUCUCGGUGGGCAGCAUCGCCUACGUGCAGCACACGCGGCUCCGGCGCGCCCGCGCCCAGGCCGGGCCCCUCCACGUGCACCUCCGACACUUCAAGGCGCUGCGGACUGUGCUCAUCGUCCUCAUCUGCUUCAGCCUUUCCUGGGGCCCCUACCUGGUGGGGGGAGCCGUGCAGGCCACCUGCAGCUCCUGCAACCUGGCCGGCCCCCUCACGGACAGCUUAUUCCUCCUGGGCGAGACGAACUCCCUCAUCAAUCCCCUUAUCUAUGCCCUGUACAGCAAAGACAUCAGGAGCCACCUCGCCAAGCUGCUCAAGUGCAAGAAGACAGGCUUGGUGAAGCCUUUGGCACUGAUGCAGGCGAAUGUCCGCACCAUCAGGAGCUGCGUUGGGGACAGGCCUGAAGCACCCCAUUUGUGAAGGGUCCAUCUCACACCGUCUCCGCUCACGCGGUUCCCAAGGCUGCCAAGCCGUUGGCCCUGCUGCGGGGGGCUUUUGUCCUUCUCGCUGCACGGGAGAACUGCUGUGUUUCUUACUUGUAGCAGGUCGAGCUGCCAUCCAGCUCUGCACUGGGGAGGUCCGGUCACCCUUGCGGUGCUAGUCCCCAGCAGAAGUGCUAGCUGUGCACAGAGCGAGCCUGUGCAGGUGAGUGACAUCGACCUCGUGGCUAGCACUUUCCCUGUUUGCCCGUCACAGGCCAUGACUUACCUGUGCUUUGUUUGCUUCUACCUUUGUGUCAACUGCAUGGGGCUGAAGCGACUGUUCAGCCUGGGCUGUUUCUGCUGGGGGGCGGAAGGGAGGCCACUUGGGAGCAAUGCACCCCCCCGAACGUGGAUAUGUUCUGCCCUGUGUGAAGCCCCAGCUGGUGCCACUAUGGCCUGUACGCGCUUCACGUAAAGGUGCGGGCUGACGUGAAACCUGGAUGUGCUGCGCUCUGCCUCACAGCCUCACCUAGGCUGAACAAGUCCCCACCGGGGCGGGACGGCCCCAAGGCCAGAGCUGUGCGGAGGAGCCACGG